AUGCCCGUCCUAGAGACUGCAAACAUUAUUUGGAAAUAUCCUGGAUUUCGAGAGGUUAGACUUAGAGGGGCAAGUAAUAUGGCAUACUUUUUUCGUUAUAUUAUUUAUUAUUUGGAAUUAAAAAGAGGCCUGCUCUUUAACAAAAAUGGUGAACAUCUUGAUCUUGGAAACUUAAAAUUUGGGCUAUUGUUAAUGCAGAAUGAAACCAGUUAUUUCACUGAAAAUUAUCUUACUGAUGAAUAUUUCAUCAAUAAGUUGCGCUCGCAACAUCUCUCGGAAUGCUAUAUCCUAUCUGGGCGAGUAUCUGUCUUCAUCAUUCAAAUACUGCGGCCGGAUUUUCAAAUGCAUAUGUAUGUUGCACGUAUGGAAUCUUUGAGGCCUUCGAGAGUCGCGUUUUCGAUAUUCACUGCCCACUUAAAUGCCUUGUCGAACGCUGCGAUGGAAGAAGGGUUUGUCCUAAAUUCCGUAAUUGUCUUAAGGAUGAAUUCAUCAUAA
Rhizophagus irregularis DAOM 181602=DAOM 197198 is the source of this 495-nucleotide messenger RNA. NCBI's taxonomy places the organism in Eukaryota, Fungi, Glomeromycota, Glomeromycetes, Glomerales, Glomeraceae. The record is from RefSeq and is a predicted model, not a curated record.